UCUCCACCAUGGACAACGAGGUACGCGAGAUCUUCAAAAAGUUCGACAAGAACGGCGAUGGGAAGAUCUCAUGUUCGGAGCUCAAGGACCUGAUGGCGGCGAUGGGAUCCAAGACGACGGCGGAGGAGGUCCGCCGCAUGAUGGCCGAGCUUGACCGGAACGGCGACGGCCACAUUGAUCUCAAGGAGUUCGGCGAGUUUCACCGCGGCGGCGGCGGCGGAGAUUCGAAGGAGAUCCGGGAGGCGUUUGAGAUGUAUGAGCUGGACAAGAACGGGCUGAUUUCAGCGAAGGAACUGCACUCGGUGAUGAGGAAAUUGGGGGAGAAGUGCUCGCUUGGUGAUUGCCGGAAAAUGAUCGGAAACGUGGAUGCCGACGGUGAUGGUAAUGUGAAUUUCGAAGAGUUCAAGAAGAUGAUGAGUCGCUCCUAGUCAUAGAUAAU
Messenger RNA from Lotus japonicus, 439 nucleotides. Its product is annotated as probable calcium-binding protein CML18. Bases 9 to 428 code for a protein of 139 amino acids. Gene Ontology annotation, molecular function: calcium ion binding. The transcript has a single exon. The record is from RefSeq and is a predicted model, not a curated record. Lineage: Eukaryota; Viridiplantae; Streptophyta; Magnoliopsida; Fabales; Fabaceae.